This is a messenger RNA of Spirodela intermedia, 2042 nucleotides long. Lineage: Eukaryota; Viridiplantae; Streptophyta; Magnoliopsida; Alismatales; Araceae. The record is from the annotation of a GenBank genome assembly.
AUGAGAUGCCUAAGAGCCCUUAUCUUCUUUUUCUUCCUGAUCUCUCCACUCAAACCUAUCUCCACCGUCACAGUGCGUCCUCCAGCCGUCAUAAAGGCUGUAAAUUUGGGUGGAUGGCUUGUUACCGAGGGAUGGAUAAAGCCAUCCCUCUUCGACGGGAUCAUUAACAAAGAUCUUCUGGUGAGUCUCAAUAAUGUUCCAUUUAUCAGUUGGUAUGGUAUCUACCUGUAUUGAGGUCGGAUUAAAUGGGUGGCAGGAUGGAACCCAAAUCCAAGUGUUCUCUGUCGCUCGUGGGAAGUACCUCUCUGCUGAGAACGGUGGCGGGAGCAUCAUCGUGGCUAAUCGGUUCCUCCCCUCUGGCUGGGAAACCUUCACAGUUGGUGACUUUGUUCAUAUCAUUAUUCGAGAUUUAUAUCGCACACUUUAUUACUGACAUUUAUAAGAACGAAGGAUGUUUGAGAUGAAAAGAGGCUAACCUGAUGGCUCCACCUGAAAUCACAGCUAUGGAGGGUCGACUCGACCCACUUCCAGUUCCGGGUUUUCUUGAAGCAAUUUGUCGGUGUGAACACCGGCGGCAAAGCGGUAGCUGUAAUAACGCAGCCAGGACCUUUGGAGACCUUUGAGAUUGUGAGGAACACAGGGGACCCCAACCGAGUCCGCAUCAGGGCAUCCAACGGGCUCUUCUUGCAGGCCAGGACGGAGAGUUCCGUGACCGCGGACUUCACCGGCAAUAGCAGCUGGGGAAAUGACGAUCCAUCAGUGUUCUGGAUGAGGAAUUUGGGGACCAUGCGAGGGGAGUACCAGGUGACCAACGGCUACGGUCCCAGCAGGGCCCCCACGGUCAUGAGGGUGAGGAAAAGAUGACCCCCCUCCCUCCUCUCCUUUUUUAGUGAAGAUCUUCACACCAAAGGUGGAAACUGUGAUGCUUCUGUCGCAGGAGCACUGGCAGAGUUUUAUCGUUGAGCAGGACUUCAAAUUUAUGAAAGACAAGGGGCUCAACACGGUCAGGAUUCCGGUGGGGUGGUGGAUCGCCAGCGACCCUACUCCACCGCCACCGUUUGUGGGUGGUUCCCUGGCAGCUCUGGACAAUGCAUUCUCCUGGGCAGAGUAAGCAAAAUUAAUCCUAGGAAACUUCCCCUUGCUCAAUAGAUGAUGACGAAAUGGUUUCGCUAUGUCCAGUAAGUAUGGCCUUAAGGUGAUCAUCAACCUUCACGCUGCCCCGGGUUCCCAAAAUGGUUAUGAGCACAGCGGCACUAGAGAUGGUCGCAUCGAGUGGGGGGUGGCCGCCGGCAGCGUAGAAAAGACGGUGUCUGUCAUUGAGUUCCUCAGCCAGAGGUUGACGUUCGCAAUAUUGAAUAACUCGAUUGAAUCUUUGUAUGAUUGAAGAAAGUUUUCUAAUCGUGGAAAGACCGCCGACAGGUAUGCCGGAAGACCCAGCCUGAUUGCAGUGGAGCUCAUCAACGAACCGAGGGCAGAAGGGGUCCCAUUUGACAAACUGAAGAGCUACUACCAGGCUGGCUACGACGCCGUGCGUAGGCACACAACCACUGCCUAUGUGAUCAUGUCCGCUCGGUUGUCCGCUGACGAUACGGAGUUCAUUCCGUUUGCCAGCAGCCUCGACGGCACCGUCCUCGACGUUCACUACUACCAUGUUUACUCCAUCAUGUUUCUUGGAUGGACGGCGCAGCAGAAUAUCAACUACGUGUACAAAGAUAGGGCCAGCCAGCUCGCUGCCCUCACCAAGUCCAAUGGGGGCCCUCUCUCUUUCGUUGGUAAGAGUCACCAAAACCGAGCCACCAUGGACGUUGGAAUAGUUUUUCUUAUAUCUUACACCAUUUAUUAUCGUUGUGGCUGUAGGGGAAUGGGUUGCCGAGUGGAACGUAAUUGGUGCGACGCCAGAUGACUACCGGAGGUUUGCUGAAGCGCAGCAGAAGGUCUUCAAUAAUGCCUCCUUUGGGUGGGCGUAUUGGACCUAUAAAAAUGUAAACAACCAUUGGAGCCUCCAAUGGAUGAUAACCAAUGGGUAUAUAACCCUUUUGUAA